GCUCUCCGCCUGAGGGCAAUUUUUGUUUCUGUGGGGUCGCGUGGUUGAACGGCGGCUGCUUUUGCCGGUUUUCAAUUCAGCGUGGUUUCGUUGUAAUUUCUGACUUUGCGGAGGAACAUUAAGAAUGUUUGGACAUACGUGUAAAAUAGCUCGUGCCCUAUUGGUCGCUCGAGCCGUUGGGACCUCUGGCCAACAUUCCAAAAGGUUCUACCCAGCCAAGAAGAGACGGUUUUACAAGGAAGUCAGCAUAGUCCGGUCUGGUGAUCAAUUUGAGGUCUGCCUCGAUCAAAGAAAGAUCAAGACACCCCUUGGAAAACUGCUGCUCGUCCCGAACGAAGCCUUAGCCGUUGCAGUCGCUACAGAAUGGGACUGCCAGCAGAAAGAAAUCAACCCCAACGAAAUGCACUUGACUGGCCUUUGCAACACCGUUCUGGACAACCCUUCCAAAAAGACAAAGGAAGAUAUGGCAUCUGACAUAUUGGAGUUCCUGGAAUCGGACACGCUUUGCUAUCGAAUGGGUGAACCUGACGACCUCGUCAUCCUUCAAAAGGAGAAGUGGGAUCCCUUGUUGUGGUGGUACGAAGAAAGGUUCGGCGUGAGGCUGGAAGCAAAGAGUGACCUGACUGUGUCGAAGCUGCCCCAAGAAGUAUGCGACAUCGUGUUCAAGCAUCUGAUGUCAUAUUCAUUAUGGGGGCUUACAGGCAUUCAGUACGGCUCAGAAAGCCUCAAGUCUCUGGUCCUAUUCCAAGCGGCCUUGGCGCAUCAUUUGAGUGUGGAGCAAGCUGUCAUGCUGGGAAGGCUGGAGAGCGAAUUUCAGACGAGUCGCUGGGGCAGCGUCGAAUGGGCGCACGACCUCGACCGAGAGCAAGUUCUCAGCCGAGUGGCAGCAGCCGUCCUCUUUGUGCAGCUCACCUCGGAGUCUUCGAGUGUCAUCUUCAAGUCUAACGCGGCAAAUCAGGCCCGACAGUCGCCCGCAAGUGUGAAGAGGUGAACGGCCAACAACAUGAUAGGUUUUCCUCUCUGCCGACGUCUAGUGACUUCAUCGUAAUGUUUGAACUCGUCGAGUAGAUGUACACACCGUGUUUCCGUGCCCUAAAGUGUACAGUUUUCCACGAUUUGCUAGAGCGAACUGUGGCGCUGCGAUUGUUAAGCCGCCGUGGGAAUGUUGGGUAGUACGUGGAUUUGCCUAGUCUUCGUGCUUGCGGCUUUGAACGCACUUGUGGCUUUGUUUAUCGUUGUUUUGGCUUUUGUUUUGGAUAAAAGAACGGCUUGUUGUGAACCUCAUGAGCCAAUUUGAAUUGGCAAGCCUAAAAGGCUCAAGGUGGUGAAGUGGAACUGCUGAACUUUUACUGAAUUUCAUCUAGAGACAAAGAAACUGCAGGCCACACCGAGCCAAAAGAACGAAGAUUAUGCAUAUCUGUGUACUACGUAUUAUUCCAAUGCUGGCUGAAGCGCGAUGCGUUGCAGCUCUCAUAGACACUAGCGCCAGAUUUCCCUCUGGUAUGAUAUCGCAAAACUCUAUGCCCUAGAGAGCACAGCAUCAAAACUUCUAGUCACCGUCACAUGUGGGAGUCAUGUGACCUGAGCAGCAAUAUCACGUAUGUGACAGCAUUUGUAGAGUGGCACGCUGCUGUCGACUCUGGUUCCGGCAGUAGUGACGCCGGCACAAUAGCAAGAACCGCGAAGUGUUACGGUGUGGGUUCCUGCCCCCCCCCCCCUCCCCCCCGUCUUUUUGACACAGGCCAACCACUGACACUGGCAAGAAGUGAUACAGUUGAAACUUGAAUUAAACAAAGUGAUGACCGCGGUCGAAUUAUUUCGUUAAAUCAAGAAUUUUCCAAAAUUGAAAAAGCAAUUUUUCGAUCCUUCGAAAUUUAGAAUUGUAACAUAGCGAUACCUAAAAGCUACCGCGACACUGUUUUCGUCAGCAACCCACAUCUGCACAUCUGAAAUGUCUGCGAGGGCAGCCCAGACAUAGGAGACCAGGCUGUAGGCAGGGGGGGGGGGUGCCCCCCUCCCCUGAAAUUUUGGUCAAGUACGUGUUUUUACCAAAAAUAAAUAAUGAAAAUAGGUGUUUUUCUCAAAUAAA
Rhipicephalus sanguineus (brown dog tick) is the source of this 2089-nucleotide messenger RNA. Its product is annotated as ATP synthase mitochondrial F1 complex assembly factor 2. The coding region runs from base 125 to 991 and encodes 288 amino acids. Gene Ontology annotation, biological process: mitochondrial proton-transporting ATP synthase complex assembly. The transcript is spliced from 8 exons. The record is from RefSeq and is a predicted model, not a curated record. NCBI's taxonomy places the organism in Eukaryota, Metazoa, Arthropoda, Arachnida, Ixodida, Ixodidae. Gene Ontology annotation, cellular component: mitochondrion.